AUGUUGCCCUAUAUUGACAGCUUGUUCGAAAUACCGGCGAACCUCACCGGCGCGUCGGUGGGUGAACUCAAGUUGAUUGCCUCGUUCCUCUUCUCGUUUCCUCUGGCCGCAGUCCUCAAGCGCAUCCCGGAUGCUAAACCCUGGAGAAAGAAUGUCUUCACCAUCGGCGUCUCUUUAUUUUACAUUAUCGGCCUAUUUGGCCUAUGGGAUGGUCUGCGUACCUUGCUAUACAGUGCUGCUGGAACCUAUGCAAUUGCCUACUAUGUGGACGGCUCGUUGAUGCCUUGGAUCGGCUUCAUCUUCCUUAUGGGCCACAUGUCUAUUAGCCAUAUCUACCGCCAAAUGGUGGACGAUCCUGGGGUGGUCGACAUUACAGGAGCUCAAAUGGUCCUCGUGAUGAAGCUUUGCGCCUUCUGCUGGAACAUUCACGAUGGUCGUUUGCCCCACGAUCAGCUGACCGAGGCACAGCAGUAUUCUGCGAUUACUGAGUUUCCUGGUCUCCUUGAUUAUGCAGGCUACGUCCUGUUCUUCCCGUCCCUGUUUGCUGGUCCUUCAUUCGAGUAUGUAGACUAUCGCCGCUGGCUAGACACCACGCUGUUCGAUAUUCCACCUGGCACAGACCCAAUGAAGGCGCCUUUGACCCGCAAGAAGCGCAAGAUUCCUCGCAGUGGUACCCCAGCCUUCAAGAAAGCUGUUGUUGGUCUGCUCUGGAUUGGCGCGUUUGUCUACCUCGGCGGUAUCUUCACCACUGACUUCGUCCUAUCCCAAGACUUCCUUGCAUACGGCAUCUUUCGCCGCAUCUUGACCGUCUACCUGCUGGGUUUCACUGCGCGCCUCAAGUACUACGGUGUAUGGUCUUUGACGGAGGGAGCUUGUAUUUUGUCUGGUAUGGGCUAUAAUGGCUUCGACGCUAAGUCCGGCAAAGUCUUUUGGAAUCGCUUGCAGAAUGUGGACCCAUGGGCGCUCGAAACCGCACAAAACUCGCACGCUUUCCUUGGCGCCUGGAACAAGAACACCAACCACUGGUUGCGCAACUACAUCUACCUUCGUGUCACUCCCAAGGGCAAGAAGCCCGGGUUUCGUGCCAGCAUGGCCACCUUUGCAACCUCGGCCUUCUGGCACGGCUUCUACCCCGGUUAUUACCUUACCUUCGUGCUGGGGUCAUUCAUUCAAACAGCCGCGAAGAAUUUCCGGCGUUAUGUUCGCCCCUUCUUCCUUACCCCAGAUGGCACUAAACCCACACCGAACAAGCGCUAUUACGAUAUCCUAAGUUGGCUUGCCACCCAGCUUACCCUUGGCUUUGCGGUCAUGCCUUUCAUCAUUCUCAAUUUCAAUGACUCCAUGAAACUCUGGAGCCGUGUUUACUUCUACGGUAUCGUGGGUACCAUUGGGUCUCUCAUUGUCUUCGCAACUCCCGUCAAGGGCUACCUUGCCGGCCAGCUCAAGCGCCGCAACAGACCUCAUGUUGUGCGCUCUGUCAGUCAGGAGAGUGUACAACCACCAACCCUUGGACUGUCAGCGGACCCAGAGCGAGACUUUGACGAGGCAGUCAACGAGAUCAAAAAUGAGAUUGAGGCGCGUCAGCGGAGGGGCAGUGUCUCUGCGACUAUGCCUACUGGCGAAGAGUUGAAGGUUGCUAUUGAACAGAAGAUCGGGCGUAAGCUUUGA
Molecule: messenger RNA, 1668 nt
Organism: Penicillium chermesinum
Lineage: Eukaryota; Fungi; Ascomycota; Eurotiomycetes; Eurotiales; Aspergillaceae
Product: lysophospholipid acyltransferase
Exons: 4
Coding region: 1-1668 (555 amino acids)
Biological process (GO): glycerophospholipid biosynthetic process; lipid modification
Cellular component (GO): membrane; endoplasmic reticulum
Molecular function (GO): 1-acylglycerol-3-phosphate O-acyltransferase activity; 1-acylglycerophosphocholine O-acyltransferase activity
Source: RefSeq, a predicted model, not a curated record